ACGACACGGCGCAUCAAAGGCACGAGAUCGCCGAGGCUGAUAGAGAGCCCGAACCGAAGCAGCAGCAACGGCAGGGACAGGGACAGGUCGAGACGCUCCGAACCGACCGCAGACGCGCCAGUGCACCGAAUCCUGCGAAUAAAAGAUGCUCCAGUUCGGCGGCAGGGUGCGCGGCGUUCCCGCGCUCGUCUCUCUGAUUCUGGUGGCGUUGGCGGCGGCAUCAUCUGAUCUGUUUGACAAUCAACUGGGCGAUAUCAAUUACUGCAAAAAGCAAUGCCAGAUGUCCAUCAAAAACAAAAGCCCUGCCAAAGACUCCAUCAUGAAUGCCUGUCACCGUGGCUGUCGGCUGUACUCCAUCUGCCAGUUUGUGAAUGGAAAUGCAGGCAUUAAUACCAGCAAGGAAGAGUGCCAGGGAGCAUGCCAGGAGGCCUACAGUAAACUCCUGGAGCAGGAGGCGUGCAGCACAGGGUGUGCCAGCCAACCCGCUGAGCCGGAGAUCAAGCGGAGAAAGCUGAAGGCUCUGACCAACCGGCCCAAGCCCAUCUCUGUGAUGGACGCCGUGUCCAGCUGGUGCAAUGACAUCGUCAGUUCCGCCCAGAGCUUCAUUUCUUCCACCUGGACCUUCUACCUGCAGGCUGACGACGGGAAGGUCGUUGUGUUCCAGAGCCAGCCAGAGAUCGAGUACUCCUUGCCUGAGUUACAAGCCCCGCGCUCCAACGUGGUUGACAAACCCUGGCCCCAAGUCAACUCCCACACACAGCGGCCACAUACUGGUGGGAGGUCACAUGGGGAGAGGAAUGCGGCAAAACCUGGGGUGAAAGGAAAGCAUGUCAGCCAACAUGUCGAGGAUCCAGCUGCCGAGCACGACUUCCUGGGCUGCAUGUCAAGGCGCUCAGGACUGCCGCGUUGGAUUUUAGCCGCGUGCCUCUUCCUGUCCAUCAUGGUGAUGCUGUGGCUGAGCUGUGCCAGUCUUGUCACGGCACCCGAGCAGCACAUCAAGACUCAGCUUAGCAUCAAUGGAGAUAAAGAGUUCAUGGAUGACACCCAGAAGGUGAACCCCUACCACUUGACGCCAGUGAUCGCGAUGACAAUCGGCCAAUCGGAGGAGAUCAAGGAGGCGGGGCCGCUCCCGGUCAAGGUCGACCUCAGCAAAACAUCUCUUUAAAAGCACAGAAGAGGUCGAUACUUUGAAGACUAGGGUUUAACUCAUCUCCAGAGCUAUUUCUCGCAAUUUAAGGGAAAGUUGCGUUGUUUUUCUAAAUAAACUAAAAAAAUGCAUGACGCCAUUUAUUAUAUCGUCCUGUCUGAAUACUAGUCUCCACUGAAUUCUCAAAACCUCAUGGAAUCGUAGUAUAGGUGCUUGUUCACAUAAUGUACUAACGCAUUGUUGACUAAUAUAUACAUACACUAGUAAUGUUUGAGCUCACGAACAACUUCGCAGUUGUGAUCCGUUCUUAUGGAAUUCUUGAAAAACGCACUGUAUAAACACGGGGGGCUCGGAUGCUGGAUUAUGCCACAGGGUUAUUUGUCAAGCUUUGGCCAGCGUUUAGCUUCUCCGAUGAUGAACAUUUAGUUUAGCGAUGAAUACUUUCAGUCCCUGUUAUUAAUUAGCGCAGCAUUUCAACUGGAAGAGAAGGUGAUCCGUUGGAGAGUCGCACUCAUGUGAAACGAGCAAAAGAAAAAUCAAAUGCAGCCAAUUAGCGAAUGAUCUGGUUUCGUAACUAUGUUUACAAAACAUGAAUGCGUCCUUUGAACUAAUAUGUAAUCAAACUGACAAGGACUCUUAAUUACUUUACAGAUUGUGAAUGCCUGUAAUUUGGAGAGUUGAUUUAGGAUUUUGUUAAAUUGUACAGGUAAAUAAAAAACCAGGAUAUUUUGUACGCAGGCAGGUAUUUUCAUUUGCAUAGUUCUGCAUCCAUACUAAGCCUGACUAAACUACUCGCGUUCACGUCCUAAAAGCAUGAUGUGUAUUUAUUUAUUUAUGUAUUUAUUCAAAGCUAAAAGCAACAGCAUAUAACGCCUGUAGUUUUUCAUGGAUUUUAUGAUGCUUAGUUGUAAAUUCAUUCCCAAUGUAAACUGUUGUAGAGAGGAAAACGCUUGCUGUUCAGACCGAAUGUGAAAUGUUGUAUUAUUCCAAUGUCUUUCCCCUGGCCUAUUGGGAAAACCGGUUGGGGGCGGGGUUUUGAAUGAAUAACACCAGGCUUUGACAAAUAUCUUUUGUAAACUAGGCUGUAGAAUUGAGUUUUCAUGGCACUAUUUGUCUUGUGCUGCUAUUUUUCCCCAUUUAAGCCCAGCCACAGUGCAUGCUAGUACGCUAUGAGACAUUGAAUAUAUCGUCCCAUCUAUUUUGGAAACAAACUGCUGUAUGCUUGUGAUCUUUGUGUUUUUGCUUAAUGUUCAGUAGGCAUUGUAAUUAUGACCAUAGAUUACGAAGUCAAGAGGUGCGAUACCUUAAUAAGCCAUUCAAUAUCUGCUGGUUCAUCAUUCAGUAAUAUCUUGAAGUCAGUAAUAUCUUUUUCUCUCUUUUGAACAGUUUCCCAUACGAUACGCCAUAAUAUUGAACAAAUAAAGUGUUUUCAUGUUGUAAUUAA
This is a messenger RNA of Pimephales promelas (fathead minnow), 2591 nucleotides long. It is a transcript of the gene tmem59l, whose product is annotated as transmembrane protein 59-like. NCBI's taxonomy places the organism in Eukaryota, Metazoa, Chordata, Actinopteri, Cypriniformes, Leuciscidae. The record is from RefSeq and is a predicted model, not a curated record.